CAACCUCUAAUUUUAUAGGGGUGGUUGCUUACAUCUUGACCCCAAGAUCCCGACGGAGUGGGGGAUCAUGCUGGGUGGUUGUCGGUGUUGCUGGUUUGCUUUUUGAGCUUAGUUGAUUCCUCAGAAUUUCACAAUUCACAUUACUAUUCUUGGCAUCUUUUGCAGGAGAUUGAUCCUUUUAAGGAUUUAACAGAUGAAAACAUACAUACUGCCAUUCAAAAUGCAGCAGGCCCUCAAUCUUCAUUGUAUGUGCUUGAAGUAUGUACUCGUAAUAAAUAAUGAACUGGCUUGAAUUGACUUUUGCAAUUAUAAUCUUAAUUUCUUUGUUACUUAUUAUGCUACAUUUUCUGAACAUUCUAAUGGAGCUUAUAGUAUACAAAAUUAGUGUGUAAAUGUGUAGUUGCCAUUUCAAAUUCUUGUACGAAGACAAAUAGCACAUCUUCAGGACCCAAGUCUUCAAUGUCCAUGGUUUAUUUAUGACGAGCUGAUCAAAAUGAGCCAUCAGUGUCUGGUGUCUGAACUACAACUGUUUCCCGUUUUGAGGAAACGUAUGGAUGAGAUAUUAAGGAGCUUCUUAAGGGAAGAGUUCCAGCCAUUGAAGUCUAGGAUAGAAGAUAUGAUAGAAAUGGAGAUGGAUUGCAUAAAUACUUCUCACCCGCAAUUUAUUGGUGGGAGUAGAGCUAUGGAGAUGGCAUAUCAGCAGGUCAAUUCCUCCAGAAUGGCUACAUCCGCGCCUGUUCAUUGGCGGAAAGGUGUUCAAUCAACAGAGGAAAUUGAAAACCCCACAUCAUCUGCUAGAACCCGUUCAAGUUGGGGAAUAGCAUCAAUCUUUGCUGGAUCUAAUCCUCGGGUGUCUGUCAAACAAAACCCAAUCAGUAAUUCUUUCACAGUGCCUGCUCAGAGCAUGGAAGAACCCUUUUCUGUAAUCCACUUAAACAAGCCACCAAAUGUCUUGAUACCCUCAGAAACCCUUUCAGACCAUGAAGCCAUUAAAGUCGCAGCAAUGAAAUUGCUACUGAGGUCCUAUUAUGACAUCGUUAGGGGGAUUAUUGAGGAUUUUGUGCCUAAAGCAAUCAUGCAUUUCCUGGUAAAUCACACGAAACGUGAGCUACACAAUCUCUUUCUCAGCAACCUUUACAGAGAAGACCUCAUUGAAGAGUUGAUGCAAGAAUCUGAUGAGAUGGCUAUGAAGAGGAAGCGCACACGAGAUAGAUAUUGUGUCCUCGAGCAAGCUUUUCAGACAUUGGAUGCAUUGUCAUUUGAAACCGAGUUAGUUGAGAAGGGCUAUAGCAGUAGCAACCAUCUGUCUGCAGCGCCAUCUUCUUCUUCUUCUCCUAGCGACAGUAGUUCUGUUCAUUCAGCACACUCACCUUCCUUUCACAACCCGUGGUCUUGCUGAUCAACCCGUUCUCUCAAGUUGCAGGCGUAGAUUCUAAUGUUAGUCGACCAAUUUUCGUCCCAAACAUCAUCAAGUGAUUUUGUAAAGAAACUUAAAAUAUUGCCCCCAUCCUUUUGUUUCUUGUAGGAUUGCCACAAUUCACAGGAAUAUGAGUUUCUCUUUUCUUUCUGGCAAUGUGUUGUAAAAACCGAAACACAAAAACACAAAUUUUGGAAGUGUAAAGUGACAACUUUUCCUUCGCCAAUUUUCUUUACUUUUG
Molecule: messenger RNA, 1658 nt
Organism: Cuscuta campestris
Lineage: Eukaryota; Viridiplantae; Streptophyta; Magnoliopsida; Solanales; Convolvulaceae
Source: the annotation of a GenBank genome assembly